UUUCAAAACUCCUAUUCACCACAUAAAAAGUUGAUUACUUGUUUUUAAAACUCAGUCAACAUAUUCCUGACUAUUUACAGCUACUGGUGUGGUUUGGAGAAUUAAAAUGUUGAAUUGCUACGAGGUAUUGACUGACCGUACCACAGAGCUAUAAGCUAUACAAAGGUACAGAAUAUCCGAAAACUGAACAGAAUAGUGAAACCGUUCAAACAAAACUUCAGUGGAAGCCCUCAACUACUCGAUGUACAAUGUACACGUACACGAACUACUGUCUCGGUUUCAGCACCGUCAUGACGUACGGAGUAUUUAUUGCGUUGGACUCCUAAUCUGCCCAGUGCUUGUUUGGAUAUUGGAUGUGUUUGUCUGAGGUCAGAUCACUUGUGUCUCAGUGGGACCCAGCAACCUGCGGUAACCUGUUACACACUCCAAACAUCAUUGCGCCACGUUGUUUCUUAGCACCGGUUACAUAUACACGCAUGGAGAAGCGCGUUUUUUGUUUUUUGUUUUUUUGCAGGAGGCCUAGUGGGGGAGGGACUAAUUGUUUUUUAUGGAGGUCAUUUGUGGAUCCAGGGGGAUCGAUAGAGCUAAUGGAGGCCACUCAGCUCCCCCCAUAGUAAACAUUUCUGUUUUUGAAAAGUAAUUAGAGAAAGACAAUGAGACACUACUCGAUUUCCUUUCCUUUCAAAAAGCAUGUAUAAAGCCCCCAAAUGUCGUGUCGCCCGCCCCGAAAGGCCAUGGUUUAUACAAAAAGAAAUUUUCAAAUAAUUCGGCGCUCGAUACAAUUUCGCCCCCCCCNGAAAAUUUGGGUCUAGUGGAUACGCCUUUGAUGGGGGUUCUUAUAAAGUUACGAGUUAUGGGUUUGGGUUAUGGGUUUAUUAAUGGGCAAUGACUCCAAUUUGCACAUAUCAACAUGCACUGCUUUUCCCACCCUCUUUUUUGGAGGGGGGGGACUUUGCCUGUUUUGUUUUAUUCUUACCAACAGUUACGCUCGUAUCUUUUUAGUUACAUAAUUUUUUUAUGUAUUUGGUCAGGGGCCUUGUAUCUGUGAACUUAAUGCAGUGUUAAAUUAACGUAUCUUCUUUAACUACCAGGAUAUUUCCGCAGUCUCAUUAAGGGUCCAUUAAUGACAACAUCAUUACAUUGUUCUUGAGGUGGUGCGCUUUUGAAAUGCCUGCAGAUAAAAUUUAUAAUGGACAUGACGUCGUGCAGUUUCAUAUAUGGUCUAGGCCUAUGUACUGUAGAGUAUGCUUUGCCAUCGAUUGAGGGUUCAGAGUUCAGAUGUACAUGCAGUUCGAUACACAAACUCAAAAGCUGUGACCCCGCCUGAUCCCUCCGCACGAGCUACAUGUAUUACUAGAUUUGUUUUCAGAGUCUCCCUGCUUAUUCCAUUAUAGUACACGUACAAUACACUGCAGAACCAGCACAGUAUAGUACAUGUACCUUCAUUUGCUGAUGUCGGUUAUCAACUGUACUUCGUCCUCUCCGCCCUGCAAAACAGCACAGUGAAUGCCUAUGGUGUUCAAACAAUGACGAACGUAAAGUACUGCCUGUAGGGGCCUGCGGUAUGGUUAGAUUUCGGUUUAGUCCGGUUAUGAUUUGGGCAAACAAUCGGUCGUGACGCAGACAAGCAAACAAUUUGCUGUGACGCUGACAACCUGUCCGGAUAAGCUGGAUGCUAAACCCCUCAGACCCCCGUCUGUGUUUUAUUCCUCCAUGGUCUGUGCAUCAAGUGUUCCAACGUCGGCCUCAAAGUACGGUAGCAGUCUGGUGGUGGUCUGACGACUUCGUCUAAUUUCUCUCGUGCCUGUUAUAUAUGCUCUUUGCACUUCUUUCAAUGAAUUUUCUCUCGUGCGAUGCAAAAGCUGUGGGGUCUCACGAUAAAGUUGUACGGGACCAGGAAAGGCUGUUACAGAUUAACCCGAUGAAUUUACCGAUGUCGCAGUUGCCUUUGCCACUAGUGCAUGGAGGAGAGUAAGACUCUAGCUCCACGUCGUUCUCCAGAGCUGCACUGUACAGCCUGUUGAGUAUUUGCAGUAUUUCACGCUCGCACGGGAAGUUUUAGGCAUGUGAAAACUUUAGGAGUUUCGUUCAAAAUGGGUGCCAUCAAAGAAUUUAUCAAGGAGCACUCCCCAACCCCGGAAGUUCCCAAAAAGAGGAGGCGAGUGAGAUUAAAGAACUUCAACCCGUUCCGCAAGAGAAAAUACAAAGUGCUGAACGAGGACACUCCGGAAUCGGCUGAGCAGCAUCCCCGCAACGCGCCUCCCUUGGCUGAGGAUCAACGCAAGUCUUCAUUAGACCACGCCAGUACUAACUACUCGAAGGCCAAAAAGCAGAAACGACGGACGCCCAGGGAACUUUUCCAAGCUGCAUGUGGGAGCUUGGGGUUCGCGAAGGGCGACCCAGAUGACCCCAACCACAAUAAGAGAAACAAGGCACGCAAACACGGUUAUGAGUGUUUGGCUGAGGAAGAAAACCUAGAGGGUACAGCUGCCGAAGGUCACGUCAAAGCAGACGCAGAAUCUCUCGAUUCUCUGUCAGAAAGUGACGGCGAAGGACGCUGUGAGGAGAAAAAGGGAUCGGCAGUGUCAGCAGUCAAACGAGUUGCCAUUGCCGACGAGAUAGAAGUCAUAGAUACUGUUGAAGAGGCACCUCCACAAAAGAAAAAGAAGAAAAAGUCUGUGAAGAAGAAAAUUAAAAAGGCCGGAAUCAAAACCGCGAAAUUUAUAGGCCAAGGUGUGACCAACAUGGCAGUAACCUACCAGUACAUGAGCCCGGAGGCUGCCAUGGCACCCGUUACUAAGGAGAUCGCCAGGCUACGCGAGGAACGCUACAGGGAGAUGUGUUCCCUGGCGUAUGUCAUCACUGCGAGCGUGUGAUUUAGAAACCCAUCAUAUUGGGAAGAGGAUUUACAAGGAAAUGACGUGGUCCAAGCGUAUUUGACCAUCGAUCCCGUAUGGUUUUCGUUGGUUCCAUUUCUAGAUUGUAAAGCUUCCAUUUUUCAGUACUAGGUUUGUGAGGAAAGAGGUUUUAAUUAAUACAAAAUAGAGUACACAGCACAAACUCUUAAUAGAAAACAAUGCAGUGUUAACAAUACUUUCGUUGUGAGUUUCUUAUAGUGUGUCAAAAAAAUGUGCAACAUCACAGCUAGUGGUGCGACAUUUUGCCAAAUCAGACUCCCAGAACAAAACCAAUGAUUACAUUCUAUUUCUCUGUUUUAUAUCCUUUUUGUUUCUUUCUUGAAAGACAGCCUUGAAGACAUUUUUGUCAAAUCCACCUCCGAAAAACAAACCAAUACUGACGUUCGCUUUUAUGUUAUCUUUUUUUUGCCCCUUUUAAAAGGGCAUAAUGUAGUUGUCAGUCGUGUCCUUCAAGAAAGUCAGCUCAACCAUCAAGCAGUUUAAAAGUGACCGCGGGUGUUAUAGUUACAGAGCUUUGAUGUCAAACAUUUUAGUAUGAUCACACCUCUUUUCAACUAUGAUGUUUUUAUUUCCGUGAGUUUCCCAGUGACAUGAGCGCAUUAUCACAUUAUCUUGGUUUACAAGCACAACAGUCCAUUCGUUUUGAUGCAUAACCUCCAUUUUUAGUAUCUGUUGUGUGCAGUGCCAAAUAAUAAAAAAAAUACGAUGCUCAGUUUGUAAACGUACGACGACUGACAGAUUUCAUCGCCAAAAGUUAACAUUUACUGACAUGAUACUCAUUCAAGCUAUGCAACCUUAGUUAAUAUAACUUAAAAUAAAUUUCUACAUUUAACAUAUUUCGAGGACUUUUCAACACGUGAAUCAGGAAUUUAGAGGGUGCUGAUGUAAACACUACAAUUGAGAACCGUUUUAUGUAAAAGAAAAGUCACUUGUUAAUAAAAAACAAUCAGAACCGAUAACUGAUUUAUACUGAAAACGGGUACAAUAAGCUUGUAGCUGUUCUUUCCCUUCUUCACAUUUUUCAGAAUCAUAUUUUGUGAGUAUGGAUUGAGUGUCAUUAUUAUGUGUAUACAUGGGGUUCAUUAAAAGGAGUCUUGAUGUGGGAGUCUUGA
Messenger RNA from Acanthaster planci (crown-of-thorns starfish), 4030 nucleotides. RefSeq lists its product as uncharacterized. The record is from RefSeq and is a predicted model, not a curated record. NCBI's taxonomy places the organism in Eukaryota, Metazoa, Echinodermata, Asteroidea, Valvatida, Acanthasteridae.